Messenger RNA from Melanaphis sacchari, 2376 nucleotides. Its product is annotated as autophagy-related protein 13 homolog. Gene Ontology annotation, cellular component: Atg1/ULK1 kinase complex; cytosol; extrinsic component of membrane. The coding region runs from base 865 to 2232 and encodes 455 amino acids. The record is from RefSeq and is a predicted model, not a curated record. NCBI's taxonomy places the organism in Eukaryota, Metazoa, Arthropoda, Insecta, Hemiptera, Aphididae. Gene Ontology annotation, biological process: piecemeal microautophagy of the nucleus; autophagosome assembly; protein localization to phagophore assembly site. The transcript has 6 exons.
GUACGUCUGUAUCGACGACGAUAGCGCAAACGAGCGUGUUUUCCACGACCGUCUAGACCUCGUCCGUCGCCGCCCGUCUGCGCGAACAUUGUAAUCGAAUUUACAUUAAUACUAUAUCUAUCGGUUAUUAUUAUUACCUAUUAUCGUCUAAAAAUAAAAAUCGAAAUCCGACGAACAUACCUCAAUACGACGCGGGAAUAAUAAUAACAAUAAUCGUAUUCGUGAUAACGCGAGUGACAUCAGCCACGAGUUCGACAAGGAUAUCCAUAUUUAAUAUCGUACGGAUUAUAGAACACCACCGUUGUUCAGCAAAGAUACCGCGUAAAUCCACAUGCACGUUAAGAUUAAACAACUGUUUACGCACGUACACGAUACCGUCUGAACGUUAAUAAGUGUGCGCAGCUCGGUGUGACGUUUUGUCUGUAAAAUUAUUUCCGUUCGACUCGCGGUCAAAUUCACGUUCACACGCUUCCGCUGCCGAAAGUGUUUUUGUGUUGUCGAGUGCGAGUGUACUCUACAGCAGGCUGCUGUCGUUUGAUCGUUCGACCGCCGUCUACAUGGUUUGCGUGCGUGUCGUCGAUAGUCGUGGCGCCAAAAAGCCAAUCGUCGUUCUCGUCGUACCCCUUUUGGUUCGGUGGCGUACCUUACAAUAAUAAUAAUAUUAUACAAAACACGUCAAUGAAUCAUUGCAAAAUGCAGGAAAAGCAGACACAACUAAUAAUUUUAAGACAAAGACAAUUUAAAUGUUCAAAAUUAUUAAUAGUGUGUCUAUGUGUUAAUUUUAUAUUUAAUUGGUGUUAAAUAAGUGAUUAUAGUUCAAUUUAAAGUUUUUUUUCUAUCAUUACUUAAGAAUAAAAAAUCACAAUGGUGGAUACACGAACAUUAACUGAAUCAGCUGAAAAAGAAAAGCAAGAAAUGGAACAGCUAACUAAACUUAUGACUAUGAAAUCAGCUCAAAUAAUUGUUCAAUCAAGAAUGGGUGAAAAAUUACAUACUUAUUGUACAAAUCAGAAUAGUUCGAUGAAUGUUGCAAUAAAAGAAAUCCCAGACGUAAUCACCGAAACAAAACUAGCGUUAAGCAAUGGACUUGAAGACUCUGUUCCUUUAUGUGUUGAAAUAUUUUUGAAAACUGUUGAUGGAGAUAUGAUGACAUUAGAAACAUGGAGUAUUGGUUUAAUAGCUGAAAGUGCCUUUGAUCCCUUUUGUUCUCGACACUUAGUUUAUACUCUAUAUAACAGAUUAGGAAUUUUAUUAAAAUCAUUAGUGUCAGUUUCUCGAGUAAUACCAGCAUAUCGAUACUCUAGGCAACAAUCAAAUGAUUCUUUUCAAAUUCAUCAUCGGAUUUAUGCUGGAGAACCUCAAGUUCAUACUCUUGGAAAAGAAUAUAAAGAAUUACAAAUUGGCCAAGUGUCAAUGCCUAUCGGGACCAUUCAAGUGACAGUUUGUUAUCGUACCUCUAUGACAUUAACGUCUCAACAAGAUCCAAUUAUGUUAAAAAGUGAUCAUUUUCGAAAAGAGUAUAGCCCACGACACAAUCAGAUUAUCAAAACUCCGAUUGAUCAGUCUAGAACAACAUAUAUCAUGGAUCAUUGGACUGUGGGUGCUUUUUCUGAUAGUCUUGAAGAAAAAGUUAAAAAACUUAACCUAUAUCGUAUUCCUGAGUUUCCAAAAGAUACAUUCAUAAAACCCAGGAAACGAGCUGAACAUUGGCUACCACACACUGUAUCUAGUAAUCAAUUGCAAAAAGUCCAAGAAUCGACUAAUGAAAACAAUAAUUCAAUAACAUCUUCUAUCCAAAAUAACAAGACUUCUGUAGUAAGCAAUGCUGUAGUGACGAGUACUGGAAUUGUUAAUAAUGUCAAUUCAACUGAAACCAAAAAUAAACUCAACCACUCAAUGAAUACAUCCAGCAAUGAGGCCAUCAAUGAUUUUAUUUUGGGCCAGUCUGUAAAACCUCAAUCGCCUGAAGAUUUUUGUCGAAGACGUAGUUAUGACAACAAUCCUUUACAAUUUAAGCCUGCUGCAUUUUCCGAUUCAAAUCCUAAUAUUGAAUUGGCACUCUUCUAUCAAAAGUUUCUUGGUGCUCCAUCAUUAAAAGUUCGUCCUGAUCAUUUGAAUGUCUACAACCACCUGUCUGAAAUUGUUGAACAAAUUAAAUGUUUUGAUGAACGUAUGGAAGAAUUCGACAGGGUAGUAUUAGACUUAUGCCACAAAGAUGAUGACAGUGAAUAAAAUAAUUGAAAAACAUACCCUCCGUAAUGUUUGUAACAAGACUGACUGUCAAAACGAGUAAGAAGCUCAAAAUUAAUAUGUACUUUAUAUGCAUAUACAUAUAUAUUUAUAAUGUAUGUACGAGUAUGUACUAUUUUUUUAAAA